AUGAAGUACAUCAGUGCCAGAACAUGUAUCAAAUUCAAGGAAGAUAUAACGGCGACGGAUCGAGUUUUGUUUAUAUUUCGUGGAUACUGCUCAUCAACAGUCGGAAAAUCAUUAGGAGGGGGCGUGCAGGAAGUGACAAUGAGCAACGGAUGUGAUUCGACGGGACAGGCAGUACACGAACAACUCCAUGCCCUGGGUAUAACACAUACCCAGAGUAGAUACGAUCGGGAUGAUUACUUGAUAGUUAAACCAGAGUUGUUUAAUUCCGCCGACGAAGUAAACUUUAUGAAAUACACUGACACGCAAACUUACAAUAACAUCCCAUAUGAAUACGGUAGUGCCAUGCACUACACUGCACAGACGGUCAGUGAACCAAAACAAACAAUUUAUCGGGAAACAAUGGGAAAUCGAUUGGUCACUUUCUAUGACAUGAGAUCUCUCCAUGAAAGUUAUAAUUGCUCUUGUCCAGUUGAGUUGAAUUGCAAAAAUGGAGGAGUUACAAAUCCAGCAAACUGUUCCGAAUGCUUCUGCCCUGCUGGUUUCGGAGGAAAGUUGUGUGACGAUGUGCCACGUGGAUUCUCAAAGAAAUUAGUCGCCAGCUCAAAUUGGAGUGAUUUCGAAAUCACUUUUGGUUUCCCAUGGCUCUUUGAAUCAGAAUACAAACGCCUGACACUCUUUAUAGAGGCUCCAAAAAACAAAACAAUCCAAGUGCAAGUAACAAAUAUUGAGGGAUACACCUUCUCUUCUAGUUGUAUUUGGAACGGAUAUGAAGUGAAACAUAUGGGAGAUCCAAGGAUCAUGAAUCCAUUGUAUUGCUGUACGACCCAACCACUUUGGAAUACGACGUACACCUCCAAGAUAAAUCCGUCUCCAGUGAUCCUUUAUAACCGAAACGGGCAACAGAAGUUUGCAAUGAGAUACCGAUAUAUUGAUGGAAACGUGGCUGACCUUCCAAAAAGAAACAACACUUAUGAUUCCUUUGAGUAUCCCAUUUGA
Messenger RNA from Caenorhabditis remanei, 996 nucleotides. RefSeq lists its product as uncharacterized. The transcript has 6 exons. Gene Ontology annotation, biological process: proteolysis; molting cycle, collagen and cuticulin-based cuticle. The coding region runs from base 1 to 996 and encodes 331 amino acids. The record is from RefSeq and is a predicted model, not a curated record. Lineage: Eukaryota; Metazoa; Nematoda; Chromadorea; Rhabditida; Rhabditidae. Gene Ontology annotation, molecular function: zinc ion binding; metalloendopeptidase activity.